Molecule: messenger RNA, 1929 nt
Organism: Vigna radiata var. radiata (mung bean)
Lineage: Eukaryota; Viridiplantae; Streptophyta; Magnoliopsida; Fabales; Fabaceae
Product: flowering locus K homology domain-like
Exons: 7
Coding region: 145-1731 (528 amino acids)
Biological process (GO): regulation of gene expression
Cellular component (GO): nucleus; cytoplasm
Molecular function (GO): mRNA binding
Source: RefSeq, a predicted model, not a curated record
AUAAAUCCAACUUAUUUCGUUAGGUUUUAACAGCUGUUUAUCUUAUUCUUCUCAUCACAUUCUUGCAAAACCUAAAUUCUCCGCGGCUCAAUAUCCUUGUGCUCCUCUGCCUUCUCUUCUCUCACCAAUCAUAGAAUAUAUCUCAUGGCCGAGCAUGGUUUUGAUGGUCACGAUGAAGGAUAUGUGCCCGAGGACCCUAAUUUUCCUCAUAAUCACUCCGAUGAACAUGAUGUAGGGACUGUUAUUGAUGGCUCUGGAUUUCCUCAUCUGCUGCCUGAUGAACAUGAUGCAGUCGAUUUGGUGGAGGAGGAUGCCGAUUUUCCUCAAAAUCAUUUUGAUGAACAUGAACACGAUGCUGAAGGUUUGCCUGGGGACACGGACUCUCCUCAACAGGCGCAUGUUGAGGAAGACCAUGGUGCUGGAGAAAUGUCUGUGAAUUUUGAUCCUUUGCCUAUAGAGGGAUCCGAGACUGAUUUGAAAGGGAUUGAAAUAAAAAAGUGGCCGGGGUGGCCUGGAGAGAAUGUCUUCAGGAUGUUGGUUCCAGUGCAAAAGGUCGGCAGUAUUAUUGGCCGAAAGGGUGAGUUUAUAAAGAAGAUCACAGAAGAGACUAAGGCGCGAAUUAAAAUUCUUGAUGGUCCGCCUGGAAUUUCAGAAAGAGCAGUAAUGGUUUCUGCAAAAGAAGAGCCAGACCGGCCCAUACCACCUGCUGUUGACGGUUUGUUAAGGGUUCAUAAGCAAGUUAUCAAUGUUGACCGUGACCUUGCAGAUAGCGCUUUGACUGCUGGACGAUCAGUUGUUACCAGGCUUUUAGUGGCAGAUACUCAAGCAGGAAGCUUGAUUGGGAAGCAGGGAUCAACCAUAAAAUCCAUUCAAGAUGGUUCUGGUUGCACCAUACGAGUUCUUGGUUCAGAACACCUGCCAGUAUUUGCUCUGCGAGAUGAUAGUAUUGUUGAAAUACAAGGGGAUUCUACUGGUGUUCACAAGGCAAUUGAACUUAUUGCAGUACAUUUACGCAAGUUCUUGGUUGACCGCAGCAUAGUUGGAGUUUUCGAGACACAGAUGCAAAUAUCAGAUGUCAGAGCUAACCAGAAUGGACCACCACAUCAAAAUUGGGGUCCUCCUCCGCAAGGGUUUCCUGCUCCUGCUGGUGGUGGUGGUGGAGGACCUGCUUUUGCACCCAAUCAACAGUAUAUGCCACCUACACAUCACUAUGAUAGUUAUUACCCGCCCACAGAGUUGCCUCCCAUGGAUAAGCACCUUCAUCAAGGUCCACCACCUGUCUAUGCAAGGGAUGCUUCUGUUGGAAUUCAUUCAUCAAGUGCGCAACCACAACAAUCUCUUGUAACUAAGGUCACGCAGCACAUGCAAAUUCCUCUUUCGUAUGCAGAUGCUGUUAUUGGAGCAUCCGGCACUAAUAUCAGCUAUAUUCGUCGUGCUAGUGGAGCAAGUAUUACAAUUCAAGAAACAAGGGGUGUUCCGGGGGAGAUGACUGUCGAGAUGAGUGGGACUUCUUCUCAAAUACAGGCAGCCCAACAGCUGGUUCAGAAUUUCAUGGCUGAAGCUGCAAAUGCGACACAGGAUCCUCUGGGUGGAUCAGUUAGCCAAGGUUACAGUGCCUAUCCAACUAAUGCUCCGGUUUACGCAUCUCCACCGUCUAGCACUGGUGCUCAUACAGGCCACGUGCCUUCUGCAGAUUAUGGGCCCGUAUAUGGCACCAAUUAUGGGUAUUGAUAUGGUUUCUUUUAUUUUGCUUGAGGAGAGCUAUUUGUAAACUGUAAACUUUAAGUCCAGUUACAUUUAUAGGUUAUGCUGUACUAGAUCUUUUUUUCUCAUUUUUUCUGGGUAGAUGGUUAUUAUACUGUUAGUCCUCUUGUUUUUCUUGGGCAUUUCACAUUGAUUAUUAUUAUAAAUGAUUUGAUAUUUCUAGCA